Elephantulus edwardii (Cape elephant shrew) is the source of this 1526-nucleotide messenger RNA. It is a transcript of the gene MSTN, whose product is annotated as myostatin. The record is from RefSeq and is a predicted model, not a curated record. Gene Ontology annotation, biological process: SMAD protein signal transduction. Lineage: Eukaryota; Metazoa; Chordata; Mammalia; Macroscelidea; Macroscelididae. The transcript has 3 exons. Gene Ontology annotation, molecular function: cytokine activity; growth factor activity. Bases 106 to 1233 code for a protein of 375 amino acids. Gene Ontology annotation, cellular component: extracellular region.
AGACUGUACAUGCAUUAGUAUUUUGCUUGGCCUUACUCAAAAGCAAAAGAAAAGGGAAAAAAAAGUAAUAAGAACAAAGGAAAAGAUUGUCUUGAUUUUAAAAUCAUGCAAAAACUGCAAAUCUAUGUUUCUAUUUACCUUUUUAUGCUGAUUGUGGCUGGUCCAGUGGAUCUAAAUGAGAACAGCGAGCAAAAAGAAAAUGUGGAGAAAGAGGGGCUGUGUAAUGCAUGUACUUGGAGACAAAACACUAAAUCUUCAAGAAUAGAAGCCAUAAAAAUUCAAAUCCUCAGUAAACUUCGCCUGGAAACGGCUCCAAACAUCAGCAAAGAUGCUAUAAGACAACUUUUACCCAAAGCUCCACCACUCCGGGAACUGAUUGAUCAGUACGAUGUGCAGAGAGAUGACAGCAGCGAUGGUUCUUUGGAGGAUGAUGAUUAUCACGCUACAACGGAAACAAUUAUUACCAUGCCUACAGAGUCUGAUUUCCUAACGCAAGUGGAAGGAAAACCCAAGUGUUGCUUCUUUAAGUUUAGCUCUAAAAUACAAUACAAUAAGGUAGUCAAAGCUCAACUGUGGAUCUAUCUGAGACCUGUCAAGACUCCUACAACCGUGUUUGUACAAAUCCUGAGACUCAUCAAACCCAUGAAAGACGGUACAAGGUAUACUGGAAUCCGAUCUCUGAAACUUGACAUGAACCCAGGCACUGGUAUUUGGCAGAGCAUUGAUGUGAAGACAGUGUUGCAAAAUUGGCUCAAACAACCUGAAUCCAACUUAGGCAUUGAAAUCAAAGCUUUAGAUGAGAAUGGUCAUAAUCUUGCUGUAACUUUCCCGGGACCGGGAGAAGACGGGCUGAAUCCUUUUUUAGAGGUCAAGGUAACAGACACACCAAAAAGAUCUAGGCGAGAUUUCGGUCUUGACUGUGAUGAGCACUCAACUGAAUCACGCUGCUGUCGUUACCCUCUCACUGUGGACUUCGAAGCUUUCGGAUGGGAUUGGAUUAUUGCACCCAAAAGAUACAAGGCCAACUACUGCUCUGGAGAGUGUGAAUUUGUAUUUUUACAAAAAUAUCCUCACACACAUCUGGUACACCAAGCAAACCCCAGAGGUUCAGCAGGUCCUUGCUGUACUCCAACCAAGAUGUCUCCAAUUAAUAUGCUGUAUUUUAACGGCAAAGAACAAAUAAUAUAUGGGAAAAUUCCAGCCAUGGUAGUAGAUCGAUGUGGAUGCUCAUGAGAUUUACAUUAGCUUCAUGACUUCCCAAAAUAUGGAAGACUGUCCCCUCAGUAAUUUUGAAACUGUGAAAUUAUGUACCAUAGGCUAUAGGCCUACCGUUUGCUAUAGUCACUUAUGCACAAGCUACCGUGCAUGAACUUGGAGAAUAUAGGCAAUGGUUGGCAUUUAACCAUCAAAAUAAAUCAUACAAGAAAAAGUUGUAUGAUUUCUAGAGUUUUGGAACUAGGAGGAAAAUGAAAGCAAAUGUAUGUUCAUGUAUAUUACAACAUAUGCAAGUAAAUGAAAGCAAUUCU